Molecule: messenger RNA, 2462 nt
Organism: Megachile rotundata (alfalfa leafcutting bee)
Lineage: Eukaryota; Metazoa; Arthropoda; Insecta; Hymenoptera; Megachilidae
Gene: Gga
Product: ADP-ribosylation factor-binding protein Gga
Biological process (GO): protein localization to cell surface; intracellular protein transport; Golgi to plasma membrane transport
Cellular component (GO): trans-Golgi network
Molecular function (GO): small GTPase binding; phosphatidylinositol binding; ubiquitin binding
Source: RefSeq, a predicted model, not a curated record
UGUUUUAAAACUGAUAUAAAGAAAAUUGAACUAUUUAAUGUAAUCAUAUGUAAUAUCUAGAAGAAUUUGAUUUAAAUAGGUUAUAAACUGUAAAUAUUGAGAUAUUAUCAAGUCAAGUUAUUCACGAUUUUGAAAAAAUUCGAGAUCGUGAAUAAAGGAAUAUCAAAAUGAUAUCUCUUGAUCUUUUUCCGUGUUAGCUGUCAAAUAGACAGAUAUAACCUAAAAGGUGCGAAUUUGAGAAAUUUAUCGAAACUAUAAAAAUGGAUGUUGUAACAACGAGUCUCGAAGCUCUGAUACAAAGGGUAACGAACCCGCAAAAUCAGAAACCUGAUAUAGCAGCAACCGAAGCAUUCUGCGUGAUGCUUACUAAGGAAACAGAAGGCAUUCAAAUAGGUGCUAAACUAUUAGCAACACGUAUUCAAUCAUCUAACGAAUUUGAAGCGCUUCAAGGCCUUAGCUUGCUGGAUACAUGUAUGAAAAGGUGCGGGCCAUCUUUUCAUGCAGAAAUUGGUAAAUUUCGUUUUUUAAAUGAAAUGAUUCGUCUAGUUUCGCCAAAGUAUUUAGGUGGUAAGACACCAGUUAUAGUACGUCAAAAAGUAUUACAGUUGUUACAUGCAUGGACAAAAGAAUAUCCGCGAGAAAUAAAAAUUAAAGAAGCUUAUGAAAUGUUGAAAAAGCAAGGGGUUAUCGAGGAUGAUACAAUAUUGUCAGCUAAUGAACAGGAAGAUGGAUUAAAGGUAUCAAAAACUAAAAGUACGAUAUUUGAUGAUGAAGAAAAAUCUAAAUUAUUGCAGAAAUUACUCCAAAGUAAAAUUCCUGAUGAUCUACAAAAAGCAAAUAGAUUAAUUAAAGCCAUGGUGAGAGAGGAUGAAAGAAGGAUACAACUAAAUUCACGUAGAAUAAUGGAGUUAGAAUCUGUUCACAACAAUGCAAGGUUACUAUCAGAAAUGUUAGAUUUGUACAAUUGCGACGAAACUAGCAAAGAAGAUCUUGAAUUGAUGAAAGAAUUACAUCAAGCUUGCGAGCGUUUAAAACCAGUUGUACUGGGAUUAGCGAACGAAAUCCACGAUAACGAAGGGAUGCUAGGUGAUGUGCUUGCCGCGAGCGACGAAUUGGAACAAGUAUUUGAGAAAUACGCUGCAAUUAUAGUUCGCGGUGAAUGCGUAAAAUCUAAGACGGAGUCCAUCAACCCGUACUUGUUAGAUUUAUCUUCUCCGAUAGAGAAUAUGCCUUGUGAAAGCGGUGGUACAAAUGCAGUUGCAAAUUCCGAUGUGACAAGAACAAAUCAUCAAUCGGACAUGGAAGUUCUAGGAGAUAUCUUUAGUUCCCUAGAAAAAUCUGAAAAUUCGGAAAUUUCCUCGGUUUCUAAUCCAAAUCUAUUAAUGACCGAUUCGAUUAUGCAGCCGAUCAAUAUUUUACCUACAAAUAAAAAAGACGAAUCAAUUAAUAUUCCUGAACGAAAAGUAGACAGUAAAACUAGAGCACUGGAGGAAUUGAACGAACUGGGAGAAUCUUUGCUUAAACAAAGUUUAUCGGGUACGGCUUUAAACGUACGUUCAAAUUCAGGAAGUGUACAAUCUGUAGUUCGUACGUCGAGUACCGAAUCUUCGGUAAAAUACGAUACAACGAUUUUCCCGCGCAGCAGUUGUUCGCGUUCGUCCGACCUAUUACAAUCUACAAAUACGAGAAACAACAAACCGUCUAAUACCCAUUCAGAUGCGCUCGAUAAUUUUUUACCUCGUGACGGUGCAAAUUCACAAAGUAUCAUCGAUUCUAACGUGAACGAAAAGAUUAAUGCGAACACUUCCAACAAUCGAUUAAUUGCAUGGGAUCCAAUUUCGACGACAUCAACGACCGCAAAUACAGUUAAUGUAGAACCCGAGAUCAAAUCAUUAGCAGACAUUAAUGUUAAUCUUCAAGAUAUCAAACCGGGUAUUAAUCCACCUAUAACCGUGAUCGAAGAAAAAAAUGGUAUAUCUGUAGUGCUUCAUUUUGCUGAAGAUAAUCCAAGACAAGACGUAUUUGUAGUAGUAAUUACAACGAUGAGCAAAAAUUUAAAACCACUUAGCAAUUAUUUGUUUCAAGCAGUGGUGCCAAAAAGAUGUAAAUGUAGACUUCAACCACCUUCUGGAACUGAAUUGCCAGGUCAUAAUCCGUUUCUUCCUCCGUCGGCAAUUACACAAAUCAUGCUGAUCGCCAAUCCUAAUAAGGAAACAGUAUCGUUAAAAUUUAUGUUAAGUUACACUAUGGACAAUGAAACUUUUACAGAAAUGGGAGAAGUAGAAAAAUUGCCUUUAUUUUAAACUGCAUUUCUUAUUGAGUACUUACGAGAUAACAAAGGUAUACAAAAAAAACAAAGAAAAAAGAAAAGAAUAAAUGAACAUCGCAAUGAUGGUUUAAGAAAGGAGUGCAUUAUUUCCUAAGAACGAGAUCUUGAAAUUAAUUAAACGACUAAACGUUCA